UUAUGGACUCAGCACAAACAUGAGUGUCGCCAUCGUGUGUAUGGCUAAACUGCCUGAUGGUAACUCCUCUGGGUAUCAGAUUUUGACAAAUAUAAGCAUUGCAAACAAUGACCUGGCAUCUUGUGAGUCUACAAAUGACGAGCAGUUUUCGGCAGAGACGGCGGAGUUUGAAUGGAGUAAAAAGACCCAGUCCCUGAUUCUGUCCGGUUUCUUUUACGGCUUCAUGGUGACGCAGGUCCCCGGCGGCUGGAUGGCCAGUCGGUUUGGCGGCAAGAUAGUGAUUGGCUUGUCAAUGGCUCUAGCGUCCCUGUGCACUCUGCUGAUACCAGUACUAGCAAGGGCAAGCCCAUAUGCUGUUGUUUUCGACAGAAUUGUGAUUGGAAUUUCAAAUAAAAUGGCCAUUCCCUGGCGGGAUAUUUGCACGUACACUCCGGCUAUUGCUGUAGUGGUCAUGCAUACCUGUGAUACAUGCACAUUUUACCUAAUACUUACAUGCUUGCCACAGUAUCUCAAGGAGGUUCUCAAAUUCGAUAUUCAAUCUAAUGGACUGUACUCUGCCUUGCCUUGGAUCUCAAUGCUGGUCGGAGUUAUUCUCGCAGGUAUCGGAGCAGACAGUUUUCGCACGAAAGGCUGGUUUUCCGUAACGAUGGUGCGAAAACUCUUUCAGGUCUCAGCUUCGAUCGGCGUGUUUCUCUGUGUUGUCGGAUUGACCAACGAGGCCUGGUGAUCGCUUGUCUGUGUGCGUGUACCAUGCUGGAAGGCCUUGGAUUUGGCGCCGGAUAUACGUGCAACUGGGUCGACAUGUC
Molecule: messenger RNA, 806 nt
Organism: Mya arenaria
Lineage: Eukaryota; Metazoa; Mollusca; Bivalvia; Myida; Myidae
Product: sialin-like
Exons: 5
Coding region: 20-727 (235 amino acids)
Biological process (GO): monoatomic anion transport; transmembrane transport
Molecular function (GO): transmembrane transporter activity
Source: RefSeq, a predicted model, not a curated record